Messenger RNA from Plasmodium fragile, 2514 nucleotides. RefSeq lists its product as uncharacterized. Bases 1 to 2514 code for a protein of 837 amino acids. The transcript has 2 exons. Lineage: Eukaryota; Apicomplexa; Aconoidasida; Haemosporida; Plasmodiidae. The record is from RefSeq and is a predicted model, not a curated record.
AUGUUUGCUAAACAGGAGGAGGCAAAAAAUUGUUUCCCCGAAUUCAUGUUGAAUAGUCCGGGGUGUUACAACUUUGCCGAAGGAGAUUCCUUGGGCGUGAAUUACAUGAAUAAUGUGAAAAACAAAUUAUUUAAUUUUGGCAGCAUUCAAACGAGUGAUGUGGAAGAUGCAAGGGGUGACUGCCGCAACAGCGUUGGAAGCGAAGUGCAUGUAGGUGGGGUCGGCAGCACAAAUGGGAGUGACAGUGGGCGCGCAAAUGUGAGCAGAGAUAGUGGUGGGGAGACGAGUGGAGAGGUCACUCAGGAGGUCUCCAGUAUGAUGAACGGAGAAGGUAUGGUAGAAGGUAUCGCAGAGGUCACUGGUCAUAUCCCUAGAGAAGGCACAGCAGAUCCGACUGGCACACAGGACGGAGCAGAGUUAGCCAGCGGAUUGGACAGCAUAAGUUACGUCAACCCCGACGUUUACCACAAGAAGGCAAAAUUGAACCAUAGCAGUUCCAAGCCUCCAGUGAAAGAGAAGAAUGAACGCACUCCCAGCGACUAUCUGAACAUCAAGAAGAGCAAACUGAUUAACAAUUUAAAUUUUUUCAUGCGUGUCUGCUGCAACAAGAAUUCAUAUAUAAAAUUCAUUAAUCAUUACCUUAACAUAAUUUACUGCAACAAUAUCAGCAUAUUAUUUAAGUAUGAGGGUAUUUUGCAAAAGUUCGAUGAGCGCAAUGAGAUGAAUUUGACGGAGAAUGAUUACUACAAUGGAUACUUGAAGUUGAACCACGUGCCAAUAUUGAUAUAUGGAAAUGGAGGUAGCGGGAGUGAAAACAAUGGAGCUGAUGGGAACAGUGGCGAUAGUGGUGUAGGUGAGAUGGGGGCAAGCGGCGGAUGUGCAAACGGAAGAGGUUUUGGUACCCCCCUGAAUGAAAUAAAAAUAGACAUGGACAAAAAUCAGGAAUGCUUGAGAAACAACUCCAACCUGGAAAGCAGCGUGUUGAAUUUUAUUAACAUUUACGAUAAUUUGACUGUGAACUUUUUCAAUCAUAUUUUCACCAAAAUUAAUAACAAUGAAAUGAAUAUACACAAUUCAAACAUACACCUCAUCAUACAUAACUUUUUGUACAAGAAGCAUAUGCUAAAGGAGAAUAUUUUUAAUCUGCUACUAAACAUUAGCAAAUCUUAUGAAAUAAAAUAUGGCCGCAUUCUUGCGGACAUAAAAAGUGACGAACAUGUUAAGGAGAGAAAUGAGAAAAUAAUUUUCGAAAUGUUGAAGGAUAAGGUGGAGGGACGCUUCACCGAGUCAGGAAAGAGGGGUCAAAACCCAUGGACAUUGGACUCCGCUGUUUGUAACGAUGAAAGUGGUGCUGCCUCACCAGAUGGUGGUGGAGGUCCUGGCGGUGGAAGUGGUGAUAUGCAUGACGCUGUGCGCGACGAUGAUCCGGGUGUGUACCACGGCGCGGACUACAACUCCCAGAAUUGCGCCUCCUACGGUUCCUACCAAACGCGACCCGCUGAUAGUUAUGACAACAUGCAAGAGGGACACACAAAAGGGGGAAUCGAGGGAGAUCCUGAGAGCAUGGCCACCUGGGGGAAGCCCGAAAUGCAUGAGUCUUCCCAUGGUGAGCUAAACGAGUUACUAAGUAAAAGUAAAGGAAGCGAAACUGCCGAUAUUUUUUGUGAAAUAAAAGAUUCAAGCAUGAACAAUAGCAAUUUUAACAACAUGAUUAGCAACAAUACGGAUGCGACUACGACAACGGCAGGGAGUGGGACGUCUACGUCAACGGGGUGUACCACUGGGAAUAUGUACAAUCGUGCUACGGAGAUGGGGUUAGAGGAGAGGGUUGUUCAUGUGGAAAGUGCUAUCACGUCUGGGAGUUCCGUGUACGAAUUUGGGGAGAAUUGCGCCCAGUGCGGGGGUGCCAUGAGUAGCGGCGUUAUGGUUAACGGCAACUGCGCCAAGUGCUCUAACUGUGUCAACUUCCACCAGAACGGAGAACCUCCCCUGCUGCAAGACAUCAAAGAGAUGCUGAACAAAGAAAUCGAAUCGUGCGAAGGAUACUAUACCAAAGGAAUAGAGGACGAAGAAGAAGUAAAGGAAAGAAAUGCAAACCUAAUUGAUAAUAUUUACACCUUUUUAAAAAAUAAUGCAUUCAUCCCAAGCAACAAUAUAUAUACAGACUUUAUGGAAAACGGGAAUGAUAUUGUUUUUAGCAAAAUAAAAAAAAGCGAUAAGGCUACUUACUUUAAGCUGAUAGAACGAUUCGAUCGUAUGUACAACUUUAUAAAUGAAUUCAGGAGCAGCUAUUCGACGCAUGAAAUGAGUGAAGAGAGGGUCAGUCAGGAAAUUAGCGAAUCGUUCCCAAGGUACAGAAAGAGAAGAUAUAGCCACGAUGAGUAUGAAUCAAGAAACGCAAGUCACACGAAGAGAUGCUUGCGGAAUUGCAACAGUAAGAAGAAUCGGCCGAUUAAAAGGAGCAAAAGGAUUAUAAAAAAGGCCGAGAUGUCUAGAGUUAAAAAAAUGAAGUAG